Nerophis ophidion (straightnose pipefish) is the source of this 959-nucleotide messenger RNA. Its product is annotated as AT-rich binding protein-like. Lineage: Eukaryota; Metazoa; Chordata; Actinopteri; Syngnathiformes; Syngnathidae. The coding region runs from base 19 to 540 and encodes 173 amino acids. The transcript has 2 exons. The record is from RefSeq and is a predicted model, not a curated record.
GGGAAUAAGCGGUAGAAAAUGGAUGGAUGGAUGCUGGUGGUCUCUGUCAUGCAUAGGUUACUCUGGUCACAGGAUCAGCAGAGUAACCAUGUUAUACUCUUCCAUAUCAGUAGGUGGCAGCAGGUAGUUAAUUGCUUUGUAAACCUACUGUGGAAAGGCGGAGCCAACGGCUGCCCUGCCCAAGAUGGUGGCAAGGAGGCGGGGGAUGCCGUGGAGCUGAGAGGCGGGGCUUGCUGGGAGCAAUGCCUCCACAAUCUUAAUCAGGUGCGUGGGACACACACCUGCACACAAUUAACUCAUCUCCUCCUGCUGUAUAAAAGGGGAGAAGGAGGAGAGAUCGGAGAAGGACUUGGAGUGUCUGCAGCAGGUGCAUUGCGUGAAGAGCAAGAGCAAGAGCAAGAGCAAGAGCAAGAGCAAGAGCAAGAGCAAGAGCAAGAGCAAGAGCAAGAGCAAGAGCAAGAGCAAGAGCAAGAGCAAGAGCAAGAGCAAGAGCAACAGAAAGCAGACGACGACGGCUUAAAAAAAGCGAGCGGCGAAUGAGCAGUGGAGGAAGGAGCUGAAAAGCAAUCCAAACUACAGCCAAGCUUUAUUGCAAAAUAAAGAAGUCAAACCUGCUAAAGAGAUGUCCUUCCUUGGCGGUCCGCUGAACCCGAGCGACGACAAUCUUCAGCUCUCACUGGAUCGGUUCGCAGCCGAGUGUGAAGCGACUGGGAUGAGAAUCAGCACUUCCAAGUCCGAGUCCAUGGUUCUCGCCCGGAAAAGGGUGGACUGCCGGCUCCGGGUUUAGGGAGGAGAUCUUGCCCCAAUUGGAGGAGUUCAAGUACCUCGGAGUCUUGUUCACGAGUGAGGGAAGAGUGGAUUGUGAGGUUUUCUUUUUAACUAUAUUUAACUGGACACACCAUUUUAACUUUCACAUUUUAUAUAUAACUCUAAGAAAUAUAUGAAUAUUUUUAGUAUAU